This is a messenger RNA of Sesamum indicum (sesame), 2091 nucleotides long. RefSeq names its product polyphenol oxidase I, chloroplastic. Gene Ontology annotation, molecular function: catechol oxidase activity. The record is from RefSeq and is a predicted model, not a curated record. Gene Ontology annotation, biological process: pigment biosynthetic process. Lineage: Eukaryota; Viridiplantae; Streptophyta; Magnoliopsida; Lamiales; Pedaliaceae.
AGCCAAAAAUUAAAAUAUCUUUCUUCAGUGUAAAUAAUGGAGGAUUUUGGUUGACCUGGCAUGGAGUUCCGCUAUCUCAGUUCGGAGUCUAUAUAAGGUGGACUUCUUGCAUUUUAAAUCCAAGCACAAGCCCAUGGCUUCCCUUCUACUUUCUUGCAGCUCCACCCCAACUACCACCACCACACCCACUUUCGUCACAGCCCCACCAGGUUUCUUAACCCAUAAUGCAAAACGAACCCGUCAAUUUAAUUUGUCGUGCAAGGCCAGAAAUGGUAACGAUGAGCAGAGAGAAUCUCCCGGAAAAGAGGAAACGUUCCAGGGUAAAUUCGACAGAAGAAAUUUGCUUGUGGGCAUGGGAGGCCUGUAUGGUGCGGCAAAUCUUGUUUCGGCUGAUUAUUCACCAGCAUUUGCGAGUCCAAUUUCAGCUCCUGAUCUCUCCAAAUGCACGAGAGGUACAAAUCUCAACACGCAGCAGCCAUUAGACGUGAAUUGCUGCCCCCCGCUGUCGCAGAAAAGCAUUGAUUACAAGCUCCCGCCAGUCACAAAGAUGCGCUUCCGCCCUGCCGCCCAUCUGGCUAGCCAAGAGUAUAUAGCCAAAUAUGAGAAAGCGGUUGAGCUGAUGAAGGCUCUUCCUGAAGACGACCCACGAAGUUUCAUGCAACAAGCAAAUGUCCAUUGUGCGUAUUGCAACCUCACGUAUGAACAAACGGGGGACCCGUCCUUGAGACUUCAAAUUCACAAUUGCUGGCACUUUUUUCCUUGGCAUAGAUGGUACUUGUUUUUCUAUGAGAGGAUCUUGGGCAAAUUGAUAGAUGACCCAACUUUCGGGCUGCCGUUCUGGAACUGGGAUAAUCCUCCCGGCAUGGUCAUGCCAAACAUGUUCGUAAAAAAGGAUUCUCCACUGUACAAUCCGCGGCGUAACCAGGACCAUCUGCCGCCGGCCACCACCGAUCUCAACUACGCCGGCAAACCCACCACCGAUCCCUCCAAGAUAAUCCCCAACAAUCUCACUGAAAUGUACAGCGAGAUGGUUCGGAACGUCUCGACGUUGGAGGACUUCUACGGAGCAAAAUACGUCACCGGAACUAAACCAGAUCCAGGGCCAGGGACGGUGGAGCGCGGAUCCCACACAGCGUUGCAUGUGUGGGUUGGACAGGCCACGCCCAGCGGAGAGGACAUGGGCAACUUCUACUCAGCCGGACGGGAGCCUCUUUUCUUCAGCCACCAUGCGAAUGUGGAUAGGCUGUGGUCGAUUUGGCGAGGCCUGAGGGGCUCGAAGCCGAAAGACUUCCCGGAGUCCGACUGGCUAAACGCAAAUUUCCUGUUUUACGACGAGAACGCACAGCUCGUGCGCGUCAAGGUUGGCGACACGCUGGAAAACCAGAAAAUGGGAUAUGUCUGGCAGGAGGUGGACCUUCCGUGGUUGAAGAACAGGCCGACGGCCCGCGUCAAGAAAUCCAAGGUUGCCACGACUUCGACUGCCCCCAAGGCGACGGAGACUGUUUUCCCGGUGAAACUCGACAAGGUCGUUAAAGUGUUGGUCGACAGGCCUAAGAAAUCCAGGAGCAAAAAGGACAAGGAAAAAGAAGAGGAAUUGCUAGUGAUCGACGGGAUAGAGGUGGACACCGCAAAAUUCGUGAGGUUCGAGGUUUACAUUAACGACGAGGACGACAAGGCAGAUGAAAUAAUCGACAAGGCGGAGUAUGCGGGAUGCUACUCUCAGGUGCCACACAAGAAUUCGACAAAGGUAACGAGUAAAAUCAGGUUGGGAUUGACAGAGCUGCUGGAAGAUUUGGAUGUUGAAGAUGAUGACAAGAUACUGGUCUCUUUGGUGCCAAGAGCCGGGGGCGAAGACAUUACCAUUGGUGGUAUCAAAAUCAUCUAUGCUUCCUGAUGACCAGUGCAGUUAUCUCAUAGUCAAUUUUUUCUUAGUAAUAUUAAUAAUCUUAAUGUGUGUUGCAUCAACAGUUCGUGCCAGUGAGAGGGUACCUUCUGCCAUUGCAUUUCUGUACAUGUCAAAUGAAGCAACUUGUGAGGUGUAUAAUUUAGAAAAAGUCUUUUCUAAUUUGAAUAAAAGUUUCUUCAUCCUAA